GUCACUCCCCGUUCGCGGCGCCAGCCACCGACGUAUAUUCCGCUGCGCCAUUUUCCUUCGAGGACUGUGAAAGAAGGAGCAAGAGAAAGAAGUCAAUCAAGCCAUUGUGAAAUUUAUUAAAUAAAUUUGACAAGGUAAUGUCGCCAGAACCAGCCAUGCAUCGAGAUUGUCCUCUCGACUGCAAAGUCUAUGUUGGCAAUCUGGGCAAUAAUGGCAACAAAACAGAGCUAGAGAGGGCAUUUGGUUACUAUGGUCCCCUCCGCAGUGUGUGGGUGGCGAGGAACCCCCCAGGCUUUGCCUUUGUAGAGUUUGAGGAUCCAAGAGAUGCCAAUGAUGCAGUACGGGAGCUUGACGGCAGGUCACUGUGUGGUUGCCGUGUGCGAGUCGAGUUGUCAAAUGGGGAGAAACGCAGUCGGUCCCGUGGUGCCCCUCCUUCGUGGAGCAGACGCCCCAGAGAACGAGAUGACUACAGACGUCGUAGCAGCCCUCCUGUCAGGCGAAGAAUGAAACCCGUUGCAGAGCCACCACCAUGCCUCUUCUCACCACCCUCUGAGUCAGUCAACUAGUCUUCUUUCAGCAUCAUGUGACUGCUGAUCGUCGUGCCCCAAUCAGCUUGGCUGGUGCUGUUACAUGACCCAGGCAUGGCCAGUCGUCAGGUUGCACCAGCCCAUUGGUUCCUCAGCAUGCCGUUCUCAACCACCUCUUCCUCCAACCUUAAACCAAACGGCAGCGGCCCACCUCACAUUCCCGACCAAUCAGCGUAUUACGUUUCCAUAUGUCUACAACCUACCAGCAGCAGCCUUCGGCUAACCAAUUAAAGCAAGAAAAAAAGCUACAGCCAGCCCCCACCUGCCUGCCACCUAAUCACCUUGCAGCAUCUGGCCUGUCCUAUUCAGCAAAUUCUACCCACCCGGGCGACAGUCUGCCUCCCUUUCUUCAUAUCUAGCUUGUUGAAAACCAAAAAUACUAGUAAGUUUUCCUACUUCAUUCAGUACACUGCUGAUUAGUUUUGAAAGUGAAGAGACAGCUGGUUUGUACAGGUUCUACUUUUUCUAAACCAUUGAAUCACAAUUUUAUUGUUUUGCCCUCCACCAUUAUUAACAUAGUUCUUGCUUCAAAAUGGAAGUGAUCCAACACAAAAAGGUUUUAAACUUCAUGUUCUCAGAGACUUCAAUUUUAGAUUUUUGUUUUUCUUUAGGGGCUUUGGUCAUAGAUUUGAAAUCAGGUGAAUCAAAAAAUGUUCAACUCCCCAACAAAAACCAGCAGCAGUUUUGUCUUUUUUUACCGUAGCAGUGGUUUUUGUUAAUAGUUUACUACAGUGACCCUGUAUGUGAAAAUUGCUAGAAAGUUGUACUACUUCCCCUGUCAGGGUCAGUCCAGAGUGUGUAGAUGUAUAACUGAUUUAAAUGUUGCUUGUCAUCUCCCUGAAGUCAGGUCAAUUUGGAGAAACUGUUUAUUUUCCAGUGCGUACAAGACUUAACCUUUAAUCAACACAGAUGCAUACAGGGAACAAUAAGAAUGAACUGUACUGUAGGUUAGAGAGGUGAUAUCUGGGUGACCUGCCAUCUAUAUCUGCUGGGUCUGUUGCCUUCAGCUUUAUUUUCAAAGAAUAAUUGACUCCAUGGCUGGUCUAAGGCCUUCACAUUUUGAGUUCCCGAAAUUGACAAACACCCAUGUUUGGUGGAAUUUUUUUUUUAUAUAAACGGCAUGGAGAUGGAAAAAAAAAAAAAAA
Cynoglossus semilaevis (tongue sole) is the source of this 1732-nucleotide messenger RNA. RefSeq names its product serine and arginine rich splicing factor 3b (gene srsf3b). Bases 138 to 566 code for a protein of 142 amino acids. The record is from RefSeq and is a predicted model, not a curated record. Lineage: Eukaryota; Metazoa; Chordata; Actinopteri; Pleuronectiformes; Cynoglossidae. Gene Ontology annotation, molecular function: RNA binding. The transcript has 4 exons.